GGGAGAGCGGAUAUAGGGAAUGCGGGGUCCGGGGAGAGCGGAUAUAGUGAAUGCGGGGUCCGGGGAGAGCGGAUAUAGUGAAUGCGGGGUCCGGGGAAAGCGGAUAUACGGGGUCAGCGGAUAUAGUGAAUGCGGGGUCCGGGGAGAGCGGAUAUAGUGAAUGCGGGGUCCGGGGAGAGCGGAUAUAGUGAAUGCGGGGUCCGGGGAGAGCGGAUAUAGUGAAUGCGGGGUCCGGGGAGAGCGGAUAUAGUGAAUGCGGGGUCCGGGGGGAGAGCGGAUAUAGUGAAUGCGGGGUCCGGGGGAGAGCGGAUAUAGUGAAUGCGGGGUCCGGGGAGAGCGGAUAUAGUGAAUGCGGGGUCCGGGGAGAGCGGAUAUAGUGAAUGCGGGGUCCGGGGAGAGCAGAUAUAGUGAAUGCGGGGAUCAGGGGGGCUGGAUAUAGUGAAU
Messenger RNA from Staurois parvus, 444 nucleotides. NCBI's taxonomy places the organism in Eukaryota, Metazoa, Chordata, Amphibia, Anura, Ranidae. The record is from the annotation of a GenBank genome assembly.